Messenger RNA from Daucus carota subsp. sativus, 1824 nucleotides. Its product is annotated as probable transcription factor PosF21. The record is from RefSeq and is a predicted model, not a curated record. NCBI's taxonomy places the organism in Eukaryota, Viridiplantae, Streptophyta, Magnoliopsida, Apiales, Apiaceae. Gene Ontology annotation, molecular function: DNA-binding transcription factor activity. Gene Ontology annotation, cellular component: nucleus. The transcript has 5 exons. Gene Ontology annotation, biological process: regulation of DNA-templated transcription. Bases 230 to 1579 code for a protein of 449 amino acids.
GGAGAUGCUCUUAGGACAUCUCCCCCAGCAAUAGCUGAGCCUUGUGUUCGAAGCUUCUCUAUUUUGCCCUCACAUGUCAUAUCAUAUUCGUCUAUAAAAUGCGCUUUUAAAUUGCUCUCGCUUUCUCAAUUCGCGAUCUAAUCGAAAGGGUUGUUUAUUUACUUGGAAGGUGUAGGAAUAGUGUUGGAACUCAGUUAUUUGAUAUCGUUGCGGUGGUAAAAUUUCAGAAAUGGACAAGGAUAAAUCAUUGAACCUAGGUGGGGGUGGGGGUUUACCUCCGCCUUCAGGCAGGUUUUCGCCUUUACCGCCCUCUGGCAAUGCUAUCCAUGUGAAAACGGAGGCGUUAGGUUCAACUGCAUUGCCUCCUCUGCCCCCUGAUAGUCUUUCGGAAUCUGGUCGAUUUGGUCACGGGAUGUCUUCAGACGUUAAUCAGUUUAGCUAUGAUAUAAGCCAAAUGCCUGAUAACCCACCUAAAACUGUUGGCCACAGACGAGCCCACUCAGAAAUUCUUACGUUGCCGGAUGAUCUUAGCUUUGAUAGUGAUCUUGGUGUUGUGGGUGGUAUGGAUGGACCUUCAUAUUCAGAUGACACAGAAGAAGAUUUGUUCUCAAUGUAUCUUGAUAUGGACAAGUUUAAUACCUCAUCUGCGACAUCUUCCUUCCAAGUGGGUGAACAUUCAAAUGCAUCUGUACAACCAUCAAAUAAUGCCCCAGUUUCUGGUUCAGCUGCUCCUGCAACUGAGAACAUUGUCUCUGCCUCUACCGAGAGACCUAGGGUCAGACAUCAACAUAGCCAGUCGAUGGAUGGGUCCACUACCAUCAAACCAGAGUUGCUCAUGUCAGGCACAGAGGACACUUCUUCUGUUGAAGCCAAGAAAUCAAUGUCUGCUGCUAAGCUUGCUGAGCUUGCUCUUGUUGACCCAAAACGUGCUAAAAGGAUAUGGGCAAACAGGCAGUCGGCCGCAAGAUCUAAAGAGAGGAAAAUGAGGUACAUAGCUGAGCUGGAGAGGAAGGUACAGGCUAUGCAAACGGAGGCCACAACUUUGGCUGCUCAAUUGACCCUGUUGCAGAGAGAUACAAAUGGUCUGACAGCUGAAAACAGUGAACUGAAGCUGAGGUUGCAGACAACUGAACAACAGGUUCACUUGCAAGAUGCAUUAAAUGAUGCUCUGAAGGAAGAAAUUCAGCAUCUUAAACUGUUAACUGGCCAAAACAUUGUGAACGGGAGUCCUAUGAUGAACUAUCCUUCAUCAUAUGGAGUGAAUCAACAAUUUUACCCAAAUAACCAGAAUAUGCAAUCAAUGUUAACUGCCCACCAAUUUCAACAGCUCAAGCUCCAUUCGCAGAAGCAACAGAAUCAAUUUCAGCAGCAACAAGUCCAUCAGUUCCAGCAACAGCAAUUGCAGCUGCAGCAGCAGCAACCAUCUCUGCUGCAGCAGCAGCAGCAGCCAUCUCUGCUGCAGCAGCACAGGGAACAACAUGCUUCUCAAGGUGGAGACACGAAAAUGAAAGGUUCAACAUCAUCAACCAAUCUGGGCGAGAGCUCUCCAGACAUUAACAUGCAUAUGUCAAAGGAUUAGGUAGGCGUUCCAGCAUUAGUUAUGUCACAACAUAUUGGUUGCAUUCGGUUUUUGGACCGAAACUUUUUUCCUGUGAUUUAGGUUAGAGACUAUGGAUUUUUAAGUUGUGUUUUAGGCAGUUUGAUAUUUGGGCUCAAAAUCUUUUUGUUGGUGCAUGUGUCGCAUUUACAUCUCUAAAGUCAUCUUGUAACCAGUGCACAUUCUGUUGGUUUAAUUUAUCUAACAUAGAGCAGUAUCCAGGUGUA